Rubroshorea leprosula is the source of this 312-nucleotide messenger RNA. The record is from the annotation of a GenBank genome assembly. NCBI's taxonomy places the organism in Eukaryota, Viridiplantae, Streptophyta, Magnoliopsida, Malvales, Dipterocarpaceae.
UCCUUUAUUCACCCUCAAAAAAAAAAAAAAAAAGGAGGAGAAUUAUUCAUGAUGAAGAAAUCCUCGUAGAGUGAAAUCAAAUCCCUCUCCAAAACGCCGCCGUUUCAAUGUUCCCGAAUUCCCUUGUCAUCUUGGCGGAGGCACAUUUCUUCGCCAGUAGCAGCGCGCCACUCUGCCUCAGACUCAGACCUCCUUACGACGACGGCGUGGAGACUCCGAUCUUGUCUAAUCCAUCUAUUCACAGGUAAACGUGGUCAUAUUCCGGCCAAAAAAAUGUGUUUUUCUCCUCUCAGGCAAGCACUCGAAUUUUAC